AUGGGCAGCCGACUCCUCAGCCCCAGCGCCCACCCAGCGCCCUGGUGGAGACCACAGCCCGGAGGACCCGGCCCCGCCAAGCGGCCCCGGGCGGCGGCCGCGCUCACCUCCGUGGUGGUCCUGGCCCCGGGCUGUGCCCUGCAGCUGCACCUGGACGGCGUCGACUUGGUGCUGCAGCCCGAGCCGACGUCGGUCCUGCAAGUGUCUCUCGGAGCGCACACCCUCACGCUGGUCCCCCAGGCCCUCUGGGGCUCCGGCGACGACCGCUGCGGAGGGCAGGCGCACUCGCCUGUCGGCCUGGAACCCCGCGCUCUCCUGGGCGCUCCCGGGGAAGACCUCGCCGUCCAGCAGGGGUUCCUCUACCCACGUGCUCCAGAGAUCGCCGCCCAAGAAGAGACCUACGGCGAGGAAGCGGACCCCGAGUUCCUGACCCCUUGGAUGGACGCUGCAGCCGGCUCGGUCCCUGGAAGGGGCUUCGGCUGGUACCCGCACAGCCCCCUCGCGGAGCCCUCGCCUCAGGCCCCCACCCCUAGUCCAGAGAGACGCUCUCCUGGUCCCUAUUUCAACCUGGACUCCCACCUUCUGGAGCCUUUCCCCAACUCGCCACUCCAGCCCCUACCCCCCUCUCCCAGUCCAGGUCCUCACGAGCGCCCCCAGCGCCCUCCGGGUCCUGCGCGCAAGGCCCGGAGACGCCUGUUCCAGGAGUGA
Messenger RNA from Miniopterus natalensis, 708 nucleotides. The record is from RefSeq and is a predicted model, not a curated record. NCBI's taxonomy places the organism in Eukaryota, Metazoa, Chordata, Mammalia, Chiroptera, Miniopteridae.